Monascus purpureus is the source of this 1056-nucleotide messenger RNA. NCBI's taxonomy places the organism in Eukaryota, Fungi, Ascomycota, Eurotiomycetes, Eurotiales, Aspergillaceae. The record is from the annotation of a GenBank genome assembly.
AUGUGCAUUGCAAUUCUAUCAACUGCUCAUCCGAAAUACAGAUUGAUUGUCAUCAAUAACCGUGACGAAUUCCUUCACCGUCCUACCUCCCGAGCAGGCUGGUGGCCAGAUCCCCAUACACACGUUCUCAGCGCGCGAGACCUCGCACGGCCAGUCCAUGGGACAUGGCUCGGAAUCACGAAACAAGGCCGCAUCGCUAUCCUCACAAACUACCAUGAAGACACCUGUGAAAAAGCCAUCGGAGCGUGCAGUCGCGGGACGAUUGUGAACUCUUGGCUUGCUCUCCCCGCAGACAGCAAGCAGACAACGGAAGAGUUCGUGACUCGGUGGGCUUCGGAUGAAAAAGCCAUCAAGAAUAUUGGCGGGUUUAAUCUGGUCUGCGGGAAGGUUGACGAGCCGUUGGCUGUUCUGUCCAAUCGGGCUGAGGAGAAGGAUGCUAAUACCGGGAAAGCCACUAGCAUUCGUUGGAUUGCAGCAAAACCAGGCCAGACAGUGGCCUUGAGCAAUACUGGGUUGUCGGAUCGAUCUUGGGAGAAGGUUAUCUCCGGGGAGAAGCUGUUGGAGAAGGCCAUCGCUGAACAUGCUGCAAGCGAGGGGAAGGAGGAUGAGGACCAGCUCAUACAGAGAUUACUCGGGGUUCUCAGUGUUGACACCCUACCUAGGUUAAAUGAUGCGGCGGGGGUGGAAGAUUACAUUAAGCACAUGCCCAAGAGCAUCUUCGUGCCGGUUGUUGGUCCCAAUGGUAGAGGUGAAGGCGAGACGACGGCAUCCGGAAUGAAACCAUCGCAGACCCCGACUGAGGUGGAGGUGCAAGAACGCCGUGAGGAGGAUGGUAAAGAGAAAGAGGCAGAGAAUGUGACUGUACUCCAGGGGAACAAUGGGAAGCUCAAUGUAGCCUACAUGCAAGGGUUAUACGGGACGCAGAAGCAGACGGUGAUCUUGGUCGGGUAUGAUGGGCGGGUGAGAUACUUUGAACGCACGCUGUACGAGGAUGAUGCCCGAGCUACGGAGGUACAUAGAAGAGACCGGUCGUACGAGUUUGUAAUUGAGAAGUGA